AUGGCAUCACAAACUUACAAUGGCAUUCACGGUAUAAAAAGGGUACAUCCUCUGUUACACUCUCUCACAAAUCGAUUCUCCUCAUCGUCUCUCCCAUUAAAAUCGAAACCUCAAGCUCGCAUUCUCUCAUCAGAGCUUCGUAUUCGCUCAUCCGCUUCUUCUGGCAUUGUUCAUCUACUCGACGAUUUCAUUUCUGUUCAUAUAAGAGAAGCGAGGCAGCAUCGCCGGUGA
Microthlaspi erraticum is the source of this 231-nucleotide messenger RNA. The record is from the annotation of a GenBank genome assembly. NCBI's taxonomy places the organism in Eukaryota, Viridiplantae, Streptophyta, Magnoliopsida, Brassicales, Brassicaceae.